AUGGCGACCGGUCCCGCACAGAGGGCCAUCACGCCGGCCCUCCGGCUCGCCGCCUCUUCCUCCCCAUCGUCCGCCGCCCGCCUGCUCGCCCCAGCCGCCGCAGCCCUCCUCUCCCGGCACAGCACCACAGCAGCGCAGCUCCGCACCUUCCAGACCAGCUCCCGCAAUGGCCUGCCCACCAACUCCCUCAUGGGCGGCCUCGGCGGCAGCGGCUCCUCCUCCUCCAUCCCGCCCUCGUACUUCCAGAAGCCGUCCCUGCCCGCCAACACCGUCAUCCGCUUCGUGCCCCAGCAGACGGCCUGGAUCGUCGAGCGCAUGGGCAAGUUCAACCGCAUCCUGCAGCCCGGGCUCGCCGUCCUGAUCCCCUUCCUCGACCGCAUCUCCUACGUCAAGUCCCUCAAGGAGGUCGCCAUCGAGAUCCCAAGCCAGAGCGCCAUCACGGCCGACAACGUGACCCUCGAGCUCGACGGCGUGCUCUACACGCGCGUCUUCGACGCCUACAAGGCCAGCUACGGCGUCGAGGACGCCGAGUACGCCAUCUCCCAGCUCGCGCAGACGACGAUGCGCUCCGAGAUCGGCCAGCUGACGCUCGACCACGUCCUCAAGGAGCGCGCGGCGCUCAACACCAACAUCACGGCCGCCAUCAACGAGGCCGCCCAGGCCUGGGGCGUCACCUGCCUGCGCUACGAGAUCCGCGACAUCCACGCCCCCGCCGCCGUCGUCGAGGCCAUGCACCGCCAGGUCACCGCCGAGCGCUCCAAGCGCGCCGAGAUCCUCGACUCCGAGGGCCAGCGCCAGAGCGCCAUCAACAUCGCCGAGGGCAAGAAGCAGUCCGUCAUCCUCGCCUCCGAGGCCCUGCGCGCCGAGAACAUCAACCGCGCCUCGGGCGAGGCCGAGGCCAUCCUGCUCAAGGCCCGCGCCACCGCCCAGGGCAUCGACGCCGUCGCCCGCAGCAUCGCCGAGGGCCGCGACGCCGCCCACAACGCCGUCAGCCUCUCCGUCGCCGAGAAGUACGUCGACGCCUUUGGCCGCCUCGCCAAGGAGGGCACCGCCGUCGUCGUGCCCGGCAACGUCGGCGACAUUGGCGGCAUGAUCGCCACCGCCAUGAGCGUCUACGGCAAGGUCGGCGACGCCCAGGCCAAGGCCGCCGCCAAGCAGAUGCUCGAAAAGGGCGGCGUCGUGUCCCAGCAGCAGCAGCAGCAGGGCUCAGUCGGAGAGCUCGAGGCCGGCGAGGAUGCGGACGAGAUGUCGAUGAAGGACCGGAUCGCCGAGGAGUUUGACCGCACCACCGAGCAUAGGUAA
Messenger RNA from Thyridium curvatum, 1302 nucleotides. RefSeq lists its product as uncharacterized. Bases 1 to 1302 code for a protein of 433 amino acids. Gene Ontology annotation, cellular component: membrane. NCBI's taxonomy places the organism in Eukaryota, Fungi, Ascomycota, Sordariomycetes, Thyridiales, Thyridiaceae. The transcript has a single exon. The record is from RefSeq and is a predicted model, not a curated record.